AUGGUGCGCGAAAUUACGUUUGUGACGGGGAACGCGAACAAACUGCGCGAGGUGCAGCAGAUCCUCAACGCGUCCGGCGAUGCACAGUGGACGCUCACGUCUCGCGAGCUCGAUGUGUCCGAAGUGCAAGGCACGACGCAGCAAGUCGCACUGGCCAAGUGCCGCAGCGCCGCGCUUCAGCUGCAAGGCCCAUGCCUCACCGAGGACACCGCGCUGCUGUUCCACGGGAUGCGUGGCCUUCCCGGCCCCUACAUCAAGGAUUUCCUCAAAGGGCUUGGCCUCCAUGGCCUGAACAAGAUGCUGCAAGGAUUCGAGGACAAGAGCGCGACGGCGCUGUGCACCUUUGCCUUCUCGCACGGCCCAGGCCACGAGCCGGUACUGUUCGAAGGCGCAACGCAAGGCACGAUUGUGCCGCCGCGCGGCGAGACGCAAUUUGGGUGGGACCCGAUAUUUGAGGCGGCCGAGUCGGGCAAGACGUUUGCCGAGAUGGACGGCGCGGAAAAGAAUGCGGUUUGUUGCCAUGUUGCUCACUAUAGAUUUCGCACCGCGCCCGCGCGCUAG
This is a messenger RNA of Malassezia vespertilionis, 561 nucleotides long. It is a transcript of the gene HAM1, whose product is annotated as adenylate kinase. Gene Ontology annotation, molecular function: nucleoside triphosphate diphosphatase activity. The coding region runs from base 1 to 561 and encodes 186 amino acids. NCBI's taxonomy places the organism in Eukaryota, Fungi, Basidiomycota, Malasseziomycetes, Malasseziales, Malasseziaceae. Gene Ontology annotation, cellular component: cytoplasm. Gene Ontology annotation, biological process: nucleoside triphosphate catabolic process. The record is from RefSeq and is a predicted model, not a curated record. The transcript has a single exon.